GGGAUCCGAAUUCAUUCUCUCUAAACUCCCUUGUAAAAGCACCCGUGUAUUCUCCGUUAUAAUAUAAAUUGGGCUACAGGUGUUCCACCUAAAGUCCUACCGGUCAAUUUGCGUGUUUUACCUUUCUUACUUUGCCAAAUCAAGCAAACUAUUCUAGACCCGGUUUAGUAUAGUUUGACCGGUCAAGUAAUUUACACCAUCAUUUUUGGCGCCACCCGUGGGACAGUUAAGGUUUCUUCUCUUCUAAAACCUACCCACAAGAAAACCACUCGAAAUGUCUUCCAGCCAACAGAUCAACGCUAUUUCCGCUCAGGUGCAGGCCACCAAUAAGGGUGCCAGCAUCCCAGUGGCUGCAACCAUACCGUUCAUUUCAGCCCCGGUGUUGCUGAGCUCCGUCCCAACGGCCAGCGUGAUCAGUCCCUUCGCGACCCCCGUCCCUUCCGCUGGACCGAGGGUAACGUUCCCACCAAGCAUGACUCAGUUCAUGAAUGACCCAGCCAACCUACAAGCCAUCCAGGGCUUUGGCCAGGUCAUGGCCAUGUGCCAACAGAAUGGGGGGAUGCCUUUUCUCCCUGGUAUGUUCCCGUUCGCUCUUCCAGGCGCGGGGACCAUGCCCCUACAAACUCCGAUGGCGGUGACGUCGUUCCAGACGCCGAUGCCGCAGCUAUCGCCUUUCCAGCCCCAGCUAGUCAGCACCAUGGCCCCUGUCAACUUGACCGACGCACUUAACGCUGCGGGGCCGUCGCGUCCCCCGCAAGCUACGAAUCCGCAAAUCACUCCUGAUGGUCAUUGCGUCUCAAUUGAGAGCGAUGACGGCGAGUGGGACAUCCCGAGGGCCCACAAGAAGAAGAAAGGAAAAAACAUCCGGCCAGCGACCUCCCGAAACUCCGCCUUCGAAAGGCUAGGGGAUAGGGAGGAAGGCCAGAGGAAGUCAGCCAAGCAAAGGCUGGGGCAGAGCGUUGCCCAUGUCAGCGCGUUCGCCUAGCUAGGCGAGGUGCGGGAGGCCGAGCCUGCCCGCACCCGGCGCUCCCGGUCUAACCGGCAGGAGCCAGCGAGGACGAGGGCCUCUCGUCAAGAAGAGGAAGCAGAGAGCCAGCCCAGGUUACCGGUGGCGAACCGGUUGACCAUCCCAAAUGACCGCGUCCAGCAGAUGGAGGUAAAACUAGAGGGGCUGAAAAAGAAGGUCGGGGAGAAGAAUGACCGGGAAAACUAGAGAGGCUGGAAAAACCCUUGGCGGGGUCCCCGUUCACCACAAGGGUCCAUCU
Cuscuta campestris is the source of this 1265-nucleotide messenger RNA. Lineage: Eukaryota; Viridiplantae; Streptophyta; Magnoliopsida; Solanales; Convolvulaceae. The record is from the annotation of a GenBank genome assembly.